Cotesia glomerata is the source of this 1883-nucleotide messenger RNA. It is a transcript of the gene Amt, whose product is annotated as putative ammonium transporter 3. Bases 230 to 1771 code for a protein of 513 amino acids. Gene Ontology annotation, molecular function: ammonium channel activity. Gene Ontology annotation, biological process: ammonium transmembrane transport; ammonium homeostasis. Gene Ontology annotation, cellular component: membrane. The record is from RefSeq and is a predicted model, not a curated record. Lineage: Eukaryota; Metazoa; Arthropoda; Insecta; Hymenoptera; Braconidae. The transcript is spliced from 4 exons.
GAUAUAAAAAAAUGGUAAACCGAACUAAGGAAGAAAAUUAUAAAUUAUUCUGUUUGUUAUUCACAUGAACACAAUGUCAUGCCGUGCUUGCAAGCCUAUUUGACAAUUAAAUAUUAACACAAGUUUAUCUGGGUGGUUUAAAACGGCAAAUAAUCGCUCACUCGCAACUUAUUCUUUUGCUUGCAUUCACCUCUGCUUAUGUAGUUGAGUAAUUUAAAUAUUCUUCCUGAUGGAAAACGCGAGUCUUAAUGACAGUGACACAUCAAAUGGAACAAUUUACAUAAGUUCGCAGUUUAAUAUCGGCAAGGAAGACAGCACAUGGAUAGUGAGUAACUCCUUCAUCAUCUUCACAAUGCAAACAGGAUUCGGAAUGCUGGAAUCCGGGUGCGUUUCCCUAAAAAAUGAAGUAAACAUUAUGAUGAAAAACGUCGUCGACAUCUCGCUGGGUGGACUUACUUACUGGAUUUUUGGUUUUGCGAUGAGUUUUGGGUCCGGGCCGCCUACUAAUCAGUUCAUUGGAACCAGUGGAUUUUUCAUUGAUCCCACAGUUGAUGACCAACUUAUGGGUCCUAUUUGUGCGGCAUUUAUAUUUCAGUUAAGUUUUGCUACUACUUCUACGACCAUUGUCAGCGGUGCUAUGGCAGAAAGAUGUAAUUUCAAGGCUUACUGCCUAUUUUCCUUCUUCAACACCAUCGUGUAUUGCAUACCAGCAGGGUGGGUAUGGGGUGACCACGGUUUCCUCCACAACUUGGGAGCAGUCGAUAUCGCCGGGUCAGGACCAGUUCAUUUGGUCGGUGGAAUAUCAGCGCUAGCUUGUGCAAUAAUGCUAGGACCUCGUCUAGGUCGCUACGACUACGGUCUGGAUUCUCUACCGCUGGGAUCUCCAGUAAAUGCGAUCCUGGGACUGUUUGUUCUCUGGUGGGGCUGGCUAGCAUUCAAUAGUGGAAGCACUUAUGGUGUUACAGACGACAAAUGGAAGUAUUCAGCACGCGCUGCUGUUUCUACAGUGAUGGCCAGUAUUGGCGGAGGAGUAGUUGGACUAUUCUUCAGCUUGAAUAGUUCCCAGGGAAUAGAUAUUCUCAGCCAAAUAAAUGGCAUCCUUGGAGCUCUGGUUGCUGUCACAGGCGGCUGCUUUUUAUACAGAGCCUGGGAAGCUAUAAUUGUUGGUGGAGUCGGUGGAUUUAUUACCUGCUUCACCAUGCCUCUAUUUGAUAAACUGAGGAUUGAUGAUCCUGUUGGUGCUUCGGCUACUCACGGCAUUACUGGCAUGUGGGGAGUGAUUGCAAUAGGCCUGUUUGCUGAUAAUCCAUGGCCUCUAACCACAACAAGCGGCAGAAGUGGACUUUUCAAAGGUGGUGGGUGGUAUUUAUUAGGAAUUCAGAGUUUCACUGUUCUAUGCUUAGCAACGUGGUCCUUUUUUUCUUCAAUUACUCUAUUGUGGAUUGUUAAUAAAAUAAUACCUUUGAGGAUGUCGAUGCGUGAAGAACUACUGGGUGCUGAUUUAGUUGAGCACAAAAUAAAGCAUUCAAAGAUUGGAGUGAGCAGAGCAAUGUCGGCAUUAAGACCUUUUACAGGAGAAAAAAAAUUGACUGAUAUUUUAGACAUUGGUGUCAAUCCAGGACAUGAUUUUUUUGUUAAUAAUUACCGUAAAUCUAAACGUAUGAACAAUUUUGUUAAAAUUAUGGCCCGGAAAAAAUCUAAUCGUUCACCACUGGCGGUUAAUACUAUUAAUCAAACACCAGUUAUUAAUACUCUAGCAUGGGUUAAUUAAUUAAGAGCUUACUAUUGAGUAUUUUUAAAUUUUUAAAACUAUUAAUAUGAAUAUUUAUAAUUAAAUAAUUAACAAAAAAUAAUCUAAAAGUCUAAUUCUACCAAAAAAUUCU